Dioscorea cayenensis subsp. rotundata (Guinea yam) is the source of this 775-nucleotide messenger RNA. RefSeq names its product copper transporter 6-like. Gene Ontology annotation, cellular component: plasma membrane. Bases 72 to 557 code for a protein of 161 amino acids. Gene Ontology annotation, molecular function: copper ion transmembrane transporter activity. Gene Ontology annotation, biological process: intracellular copper ion homeostasis; copper ion transmembrane transport. NCBI's taxonomy places the organism in Eukaryota, Viridiplantae, Streptophyta, Magnoliopsida, Dioscoreales, Dioscoreaceae. The transcript has a single exon. The record is from RefSeq and is a predicted model, not a curated record.
CCUUCUCCAUCCUCCAUCAUCAUCAUCAUCAUCAUCAAGGCAUAGCAGUAGGUCCAUAUCAUUCAGCAGCCAUGGAGAUGGAGAAUGCCAACAUGACCGGAGGAGAUGAACAAAUGCCCAUGAACACAAACAUGAGCAUGAGCACCAGCAUGCAUGACGGUGGUGGGAUGUCACUGAUGCACAUGACCUUCUACUGGGGUAAGAACUCAGCCAUCCUCUUCUCCGGAUGGCCGGGAACUAGCACCGGCAUGUACGUGCUAGCUCUAGUCCUUGUCUUCGUGCUCGCUGUGCUAGUGGAGUGGCUCGGCCAUUGCCGUGUUGCGGCCAAUGGGCUUGUGCGCACGGCCGUGCACACCGUGCGCGUCGCCCUUGCGUAUGUGGUCAUGCUGGCUCUCAUGUCGUUCAAUGUUGGCGUGUUUAUUGUGGCCGUUGUUGGGCAUUGUGUUGGGUUCUUGAUCUUUGGUAGUAGCUCUUUGUUUUGGCCUGCGGCGCCUGAUCAGCCUGCUGUUUCAGCUGAUGAUUGUGCAAAGGCUCCGCUCCCUCCUUUGGCUUGUUGAAUUUUUUUUUUUUAUUUUUAUUUUUUUUUAAACAUGUAUAUCAUGAGGGUGUUGGAAAUUUUGAUUGUGUUUGGGUUGUUUACUGCUUUGGAAAUUGUGGUUUUUGCUUUAUACCAUGUGAGCGGUAAUGUGAUUAAUUUUGUGUCAAAGAUUAAAAGUUCUGUUUUAACAUGUGAAUUGUAGUGUGAUUAAUUUUUUGUGAUUAAUUUUGUGCGAAA